Molecule: messenger RNA, 2636 nt
Organism: Solanum verrucosum
Lineage: Eukaryota; Viridiplantae; Streptophyta; Magnoliopsida; Solanales; Solanaceae
Exons: 13
Coding region: 1-2571 (856 amino acids)
Source: RefSeq, a predicted model, not a curated record
AUGGCAGAAACACAGAAGGGAGCAUCCUCGACUGUCAAAGCAAAAGACAACAAUUCAUUACUUGAUCUGGAUAUUGGAAAUGACUUUCUUAAGUCGUUCAAAUCAGUGUCUAUGGGAGAAGACGAUGCAAUGGAUUUCGACUUUGGGCCUAUAUCCAAAAACAAGAAAAAGACAUUCAACUUUGACAAAGAGGAUAUGGAUUUCACUCUUGAUACUGAUUUUGGGAAGAUGUCGUCCUUCAACAUUGACAUGUCAGAUCUUGAUAUAUAUCCCCCAAGUAAAAAGGAUCAAAUAUCAAAGGAGACAUCAAAAGAAGAAUCCACUGUUGCUGUCAACAAAAAGAAAGGAGAUGGCUUCAAUUUUUCAUUUGAUUUUGAGUUGGAUAAUUUCAGGUUUGGGUCAAGUCAGGAGAGUAAUGGAAAAGCGAAGAACAACCAAGAAAAGGAUUGUUUCAAUUUUGGAUCAAGCCAGGAGAGUAGAGAGAAGGCAAAGAACAACCAAGAAAAGGAUUGCUUCAGUUUUGGAUCGAGCCAGGAGAGUAGAGAAAAGGCAAAGAACAACAAAGAAAAGGAUUGUUUUAGUUUUGGAUCAAGCCAGGAGAGUAGAGAAAAGGCAAAGAACGACCAAGAAAAGGAAUUUUCAUCUUCUAAGAGAAGUGGUAAUGAAGGUUCUGGAAGUCAUCUGAAUAAAGACAUUGGUUCGUUAGAGGAGGGGACAGUUCAGAAACACACUGCAUCAGAGGCCGGGAUGACUUCAAUUAUUGAUUCUCAUAUUGACAUAGAUAAAAGUCAUGGCACCACAAAACAUAGUUUAUCUUCAAACCAUACUAUGAGCAACAAUGAAAUUUUAAAAUUGCAAUCUGCUGGCUAUGAAGUUUCACUGGAAAAAGCAAAAAGUUUGUUACAAGAAAAAAUAUCCACCAGCACUCGAGAAACAGUUUGCCAAGUAGAGGAGGGAUCUUCUUUGAUAUCACAGAGUGAAUCAAGGAGGAAUAAUUCUUCAAGUUUACAGGAACAUGUUAAUUCUGUGGCUGCGGAUGUUAGUCUCUUAGGUGUAGGAACAGUUUCAAACAAAAAGGUGCUUUUGGACUCUGACACAAACUAUGAUAAGUCAGUUUUAGAAAAUUCCUUUUUGGAGGAUGUUGCAACCUCAAUGAAAGAUGCUAGUGAAAGGAGAAACUUUGACAGUGAUAAGCAUGUUUUGGAGACCAAUAAGGACAGGACUGAGACACAUUCCAACAGUAUGUCAAAUGCUACCGAAGAAAAAAUGCGAGACAUGAAAUUCGGUAACAACAUUCAGAGCCCAACUUCAGUGCCUUCUGCAUCCUCGUUAAGCAAAAUAGUAGCUGAAAAAUUGACAGUAGAGAAAAGAAGAGAGACUGGUGUCAUCAGGUCAAAGUUUUUUAUGCCAUCAAUUAAACCUGCAGCACAGACGCAGACAACAACAUCACUGACUGAGACAAAAGUUCCUGCAUUUAGUAACAAAAGAAUUAGCCCCAUACCACAGAGUCGUCCAGCUGAAAUAAUAUCUCAAGAUAACAAAGAUGAUGACACUGGAAGCAAGGCUGGUUCUGCCUCAGACUCUAGAUCUCUGCCAAAGAUUAACCCUCUUCAAACAGGAAGUCAGGAGGGAUGCCAAGUUUUAGGGACUUCUAUCAAGGGCUCCCAGUCAGAUGCUGCGAAAAACAUAAGAACGUUGACCGGCAAAUCUGCUCCCCAGAAAAGCAAAGCAAGCAGUAAAGAUCUUCUUACUUUCAGUUCUGGGGUAAAUCCUCCUAGCAAAACUCAACAGAUAGCUGCAUCCACCCCAUGCAGCAUUGCCAUUCCAAGGAACAUAGCUCCAAUUCCAACUGCAAAGAACACUCUCAGCCAAGGAGACAAAACACUUCCAAUUAAAGCUGCCAGGAAUCUUCUAGAGACAUCUAGCUUAAAAAUUUCAGCAAAACUUGGUACAAAUCCUGAUACACCUCAGACAGUGUUGCAAAAAAAUUUGAAGUCCUCAAAAACUGUGGACCAUCAUGGUGGGUUUAAAGCUAUUUUACAAGCCAAAGAUAAUUCCAAAGAGACGCUGAAGCAAACACCUGUUAACUUGUCUAUGAAGAGGAAAGUACCAGAGACAAAUUCAGAUUUCAUGAUCCUACUUCCGUCAAAGCGUCUUGCACAAUCACCCAAUGGAAGCAGGGGAUCCUCUGAAGGUACAGAAAGUAUAUGCAACAAACAGGUUAAUGACCAUGAUCAUUCUGUAAAUGGUAAUAAGACCAUCGAAUAUGAAGAUUGUCAAAUCUCUUUACGUGAUGUUCCUACGAGGAUGAACACCAAAGAGUUAGGAAGCCCUUCUGCGAUAGAAGAUGAGGACAACAUAAAGAAGGCUCAGACUUUGUCAAAGGAUCUUGAAGAUAUAUGCAACAUGCUGAGAAAAAAACAAGAGGAGGCAAAAGAACUAUUAGUUCGAGCUGUUGUGAACAACAAUAAGCUGCUUCUGCUUAACCAUCCCAUUUAUAAAGAGAAGAUAUCCUUACUACUGACCUACUGUCGCGCCACUUCCUUUUCACAAUUUCAAUUCUCUAUUUAAAAAUAAGUUGUGUAUGCCUUCACCCCCUAGAACAUACACAGGGUUCAGAAAUUUGCUGCUGGAUU